Messenger RNA from Manduca sexta (tobacco hornworm), 2527 nucleotides. RefSeq lists its product as uncharacterized. Lineage: Eukaryota; Metazoa; Arthropoda; Insecta; Lepidoptera; Sphingidae. The transcript has 6 exons. Bases 112 to 2100 code for a protein of 662 amino acids. The record is from RefSeq and is a predicted model, not a curated record.
CGCUCAUCGCACGUGGACGAGCCACGGCGCAUUCCAUUUUCGAAUUGUAUAUUUUUCGAAUUUCGAACUUUAUUUUGAGCCGGUGUUUCAUUUUGAUACGAAACAUCCAGGAUGCUGAGAUGGUGUGCAGCGCUGGCUCUGUGCGCGCUAGUUGUGAGCGCCGCAGAUACUACCUCCAGAUUCCAACAACGAAAGUCAAGGUCUAGGAACGCUAAUCUGCAGUCGCACCAGCAGGCGGAUAUGGAUGAGAUGGUCGGGAACCUGCUGCAUUGGAUCCAAGGGUUGUACCAGCAGAGGAGUAGGAAAGCUCGUCAAUACUUCGGCGGUAAGCCCGAGAAGCCCAGACCGUUCGAGCCAGCGAGCUACCUGCCUCCUGUGACCGGCUACCCUCCCGCAGGAUCUCGCCCCACUCCCCCCUACAUCGAAGGAACCCUACCCAGCAUUCCCAGCAUCCCCACUUACCAACCAAGUCAACCUGAUACUUCCUUCCCAUCUGAAACCCCUUACAGGCCCAGUCAGCCUGACCAGACUUUCUCUCCAAGCCCACCAUCUUAUCAGCCAAGUAAACCUUUCUCACCUACUUACCAACCUAGUCAGCCGACGGUCCCGUCUUAUCCUAGUCAACCUAGCCAGCCAUCUCAGCCUUCCUACCAACCAUCCCAGCCAUCUUACCAACCGACCCAGUCUACGUCCCCGAGCUACCAACCGUCACAGCCUGGAUACCCACCAAGUUCGUCUUACCAACCUCCCCAACCCGGAUCAUCGUUCCAAACUCCUCAACCGGGAUCUUCUUUCCAACCUUCACUGCCUGGAUCGUCUUUCCCACCAUCUCAGCCAGGAUCAUCUUUCCCGCCUUCCCAACCCGGCUCUUCCUUCCAACCUUCCCAGCCUGGAUCAUCAUACCAGCCUUCGCAGCCAGGUUCCUCAUACCAGCCCACAUCUCCAUCAUACCAACCGAGCCAGCCAAUUAUACCUGAAGACACUACUCGUCCACCUUACGUUUCUGAGGGUAGUGGUUCUGAAAUCGUUGGUAUCACGCAAGGACCAUCGAUCCCUGAUGAUGACGAAGAUCGCCACCCGCCCCAUAUCCACGCUAUUACGGUGGACUGCGGUAAAGAAAUGAUGACAAUUAAUAUUGAGUUCAAUAAGGCUUACAACGGCAUCAUCUACUCCCAAGAUCAUUUCAACGAGCCCGAAUGUGUCUACGUCAGAGAGAAUUCCAACCAGAUCAAAUAUUCUUUCACUGUCAGCCUGAAUACAUGUGGUACGAGAUUUUUCAGCGACUUCCAAAACGAAGGCCAGGCUUACUUAGAGAAUGUGCUGGUCCUGCAAAAUGAGGCUGGAAUUCAAGAAGUCUGGGACCAUAUUCGAAGAGUCAGAUGUUUGUGGGAAGGCAACCUAACCAAACAACUUGUUUCGUCUUUGAGUGUUGGUAUGUUGAACCAGAUUACAAGCAACUUCAGCGGAGAUACGGCCAUGGCGCGCUUGGACAUCCAGACUGGACGUGGACCCUUCGCCCCUGAAGCUAAUGGACUGGUCAAGAUUGGAGAAACUAUGACUUUGGUGGUGUCUGUAACUGGUGAUGCUGGAUUCGAUAUCCAAGUUAAAGAAUGUAUUGCUCGCGACUCAGGCAGCCGUCAUGUUGUACCGCUGACCGAUAGCGAUGGUUGUGUCCUUAAGCCUAAACUGUUCGGUGCCUUCCAAAAGACCAGGGAGACAGGAAACACUGGAGCUUCAAUCAUUGCCUACGCGUUCUUCAAUGCCUUUAAGUUCCCUGAUGAAAUGGACCUGGUUAUCCAGUGUGAUGUUGAGCUUUGCAAGACUGAUUGCGACGUUUGCCCGAACCCUGGAAGCUUGGACCCUAAGAGGAGGAGAAGAGAUGUUAUCCAUAUUGGAAACAGGACGGAAGAGCCAAUGACUACCAUCAGCAAAGGUUUGAAGGUGGUCUUCGCAGAGGAUUUGCCUGAACCCUCUGGUGUAUGCUUAUCAUCAUCAGCUGCUAUAUGGGGAUCGGUGAUGGUACUCCUAGGGUCCUUGAUGAGCAGCAUUGUAGUGUCAUACUGCUGGCAAAGAUCGAGAGCAUCCGUUAAAUUUUCUUAAUCAAACUAAACAAAACAGAUUUUGGUCAAUUCCAAGUGACAUGUAAUAUUUGUGAAUUUUUGUUAUUUGAAAAAUAGUACAAUAUCUAUUAGUACAAAAUGGCGGGAGACAGAAAAACGCAUAUAGAUAACAAAAAAAAAACAUGUCACUGUAAAAAAAAAUAUCGUGUACGACUCUGAAACGGACACUGCCAGAUAAAAAAUAAGUAUUAUAUACUUAGCAUUACGAAAUCUCCGAUGAAAUUUCAAAAAUAUAAAUAUAUUUGAUUUUUAACGUUGGGCCGAUGGAGAUUACCCCUUAGGUUAUUAAGUAUUUAAAACUAAGCUGUAACAUGAAAUAAACAUUUUUCUAACUUAUUUACUUCUCUUCUGUAAAUAUUAGUUAAGUUUUCUUUUGUAAAAAUUUUAAAUAAACUUUUUUAACAAUA